CGCGCACUGAUCAAAUCCUGAGUUACCACGGCAACAGAGGAGGAGUUUGCACUUCGACCCGUGAGCACAUCGGCGGAAAUGAGGAACUAGGAAGUCGAGUGCACGGCUGAUUUGGAAUACCGCACAUUUGUUUAAGAUGCGUUAGUGUCGUCUACAGCAAUUUAUUAAUUUUCAUCCAGCACAGAUGCAGAGAAUUAAUACCGAUUGGCAUAAGCGGUCAUCCCACAUGCAGUGGCGUCGCUAGCUGUGCUCGAGAACGAUGCUUCAGAGGUGACCUGAGUUGGAACGGAGUGAAUGUGUGGAGUGUUUGCAGAGUGUAACAACAUCAUUACCUCCUCUAUUAAUAGUCGUGGCUUUUGAAAUGACAAAUAUGUUCUUCCCACGCUUUUAAACAUAACUUUCCAUUUUUAUCUACUCUUGGUCAUUCAUUUCCUGUGAUUAGAAGCUAAACGAAUUGCCAAGGCCAAAUUGAAGUAAUAUACGUAUCAUUUCAUACACCAAAAUCCAUAAUUUUACGCCUGAAGUCAUCAUGUCAUUGGGCGAACAGUCACAGAAGUGGUUUCCAACUCACGUCCAAGCCACUGUUCUUCAAGCCACAGACCUGCAACCAAAGGGCAAGAAUGGCACCAACGAUGCCUACACCAUCAUCCAGCUUGGCAAAGAGAAGUACUCCACAUCGGUGGCGGAGAAGACCCUCAGCCCAGUGUGGAGAGAAGAGGCUUCAUUUGAACUGCCAGGGCUGCUGAUGGAGAGCAAUCCAGAGGUUUAUGAGCUGUGCCUCACAGUCAUGCACAGGUCCCUGGUUGGAUUGGAUAAAUUUCUGGGCCAAAAAAUCAUCAACUUAAAUGAAAUAUUUGACAACAAGGAACGGCGAAAAACUGACUGGUACACGCUAGACUCCCGGCCAGGAAAGAAGAGGAAAGACCGAGGCAAGAUUCAAGUUAGCAUCCAGUUCAUGCGGAACAACAUGACAGCCAGCAUGUUCGAUUUGUCUAUGAGAGACAAACCCAGAUCGCCAUUCUCCAAGCUCAAGGAAAAGAUGAAGGGUCGCAAGCACGACGGUGUCUUUUCAGACACAUCUUCCGCCAUCCUUCCACGCUCAGGACAGAGCGAGACUGAUUCUCUGCCAGACCAGCACCCGCACCCUCAGGCUGCACCUGAACCCAAGCCAAAACGCUCGCUGCUCACUGGGACGCAGAAACUUUCUGCUGCUCACUCCAUGUCUGAUCUGAUAGGAACUCACUUCAGGCCCAAACUCGACUCCAUGAACUCUAUUGAAGAGAAAGGGGUCGCUGCAUCUCACAGACACUCUCAGAGCGAUGGAUAUGGUUGCCCAACCAGCGACGUUCCAUGUGACCCCUUUUCCGACAUCGGAGACAACAUGCCCCAGAAAUACGCCACUCUCCCACACAACCGCAAUCCCUUCGAGGGAGAUCAGGGGAUACUGUGGGGGGCAGAGAAGAGAGAGAAGAAGCUUGGUCUUCUGGGCAGAGUGACUGGGAAGAAAGAAGGAAAGAAAACGGCCGCUGGAAUGCGAAUAGGAAGCUCUGGAGACCUGCGAUCUCCAAACCCCUUUACAACUGAAACCAACCCUUUCCUAUCACACUACAGAUCCAGUGACAACAUGAGAAAACCCACUAGCAAUGAGGACCUUACGCAGAGAUUCAAAACCUCUCCCGACAAGAAGCACGGCAUGAAAAGUGCACAUGAGUCUGAACAUCUGCAGAUGAAUAUGGCGGCCUACAGCAAUCUCUCCUUUGAGGAAGUUGUGCAAGAACUCAUCAAGCAGAAAGAUGUGGUGAGAAAGAAAGAUGCUCAUAUUCGGGAGCUGGAGGACUACAUUGAUAACCUGCUGGUCAGGGUAAUGGAAGAGACACCCAGCAUCCUGAGAACACCCUAUGAGCCCAAGAGAAAAGCCGGGAAGAUCUCGAAAAAGUAAAGGAUCACAAAAGCAUGCUGGCAUAACUUAAGUUUUCUGGCAAAAUAUAUAUCGCUUGUAAAAGGACACUGGAAUGUUGGUUCUGACAGAACACAAGAAUAUUUGUUCAGACGCGAACUGAUUUCAUGCCAUAAAGAUACUCUUAGGUUUUCAAGAACAGCGGAUAUAUUGUGAAGAAAGAUGGGCAGUAAAUGUGGUGAUGCCAAAUCCCCUUUUAGAUUUUUCCUUUACUUUAUUUUUUUUUUAAAUAAUAUUUUGAGCUGUU
Molecule: messenger RNA, 2204 nt
Organism: Cyprinus carpio (common carp)
Lineage: Eukaryota; Metazoa; Chordata; Actinopteri; Cypriniformes; Cyprinidae
Product: rab11 family-interacting protein 2-like
Biological process (GO): regulated exocytosis
Cellular component (GO): phagocytic cup; endosome
Molecular function (GO): small GTPase binding
Source: RefSeq, a predicted model, not a curated record